Molecule: messenger RNA, 163 nt
Organism: Ambispora leptoticha
Lineage: Eukaryota; Fungi; Glomeromycota; Glomeromycetes; Archaeosporales; Ambisporaceae
Source: the annotation of a GenBank genome assembly
GACCAUCCUUGGAAGGAUUGGUUAGGACUCGAUCCCAAAGGACCGAUUAACAUCCCUAUCGAUGACCAGUUACUCCAUCGUGAUCUCAAGAGAUUCAACCUCAUAACCUCUGGUUUGGGAACCGCUGUAAAGUUAGAAAAAGAGCAAUAUGGAAAUAAACUAG